Molecule: messenger RNA, 2294 nt
Organism: Gymnodraco acuticeps
Lineage: Eukaryota; Metazoa; Chordata; Actinopteri; Perciformes; Bathydraconidae
Product: protein SHORT ROOT IN SALT MEDIUM 1-like
Exons: 13
Coding region: 950-2266 (438 amino acids)
Source: RefSeq, a predicted model, not a curated record
ACGUUUGCCUGCCUUCUGUGUGCUGUCCAACUUGUUCCACCAAAUGGUCCCCGAGCAUAGGUGACUUGCUUGGAUACAAAUACUGGCCAGCAACCGACAGCUGCAAAAUUAUUUUUAAGUUUGAUGUGUUCACAUCAUUCGAGCAAAUGAAAUUGGCCAGCCCAGCAUUAUCCCAGCAAGUAUUUAUAAAAAUGCUUGAACAUCGAUCGUUUUCCACAGGAAGGACAGGCAGAAUCUGUAGCGAUACCUUCCACAGAGUCUUUCGGGAGUUUGCCUUCUGUAAUUACAGACAAGAAGAUCUGUGCCUGGUGGAGCCCUUUAAAUGCCCAGCAUGCACACCUGACAUGCUGGCUAUUGCUGUAGAUGGCAAGAGAAAGCAUUAUCGCUUCAAGAAGUCCAGAGGGACAGAUGAACCGUCUCUAUUUGAUGGACUGUUCAUUGCCCAGGACAGUAAAGUGUCUGCCUUUGUCGACAAAAUCAGGAGCCAGAUGACGAUUAAAAGUGGUCGUGAUGUUUGUGGACCGGCAACAUUCACAGCUUGCAGAGAAACCUCACACAAGUCCAGGGCCAAGGUGGACGAGGAAGGCCUGCAAAUAGCUGUGUGCAGACAUGGCAUCUUGCUACAAGGCCUAAAUCACUACCGUGGUGAAAUAUAUGCCUACCCAAUGUUCCUGCAGAAGGAGCUGGCUGAAGUUGCGAAUGCAACAUUCUUUUGUAUGGAUGUUGCCUGCAGGUACUGGCCUUAUUUGGAGAAGAUGGCAGCAAAGUUGCCAGAGCUCCAACCACUUACAGAGAUGAAACCUUUUCUCUCUGUAAUGCACGCCAAGGCCCACACAGGCAAAUGCGAGGUGAAGUGGGGUGGCAGAAGCCAGGAAGGUGCUGGAAAUACUGUUAGGAAGUGGAACAGGUUAACAGCUUCCUCUCAAGGGCAGCUCUGACAACAAAAUACAUGACCAAAUCAGCUAGAGCAGAUAUGAUAACCGUGCUGGCUAUGCUAUGGAACCACAGGAAGGUGGAGAAUCUCCACAAGACACUCUCAAAGAGAUUUGUCAAAACUACACAGAGAGCACAAACUGAAGUGGACAAUCUUGAGAGUCUCAAGCAAGAGCUGAACAUCUCCCUGGAGGACACGGAGCAGUGGGUGUUGGAGGUCAAGCAAUGGGCAGCCACUGAGAAACAUGGAGGCCAGAGCAGCCAGGAGGAGCUCCAGAGAGAAAUAGAUGACAUUAUUUAUUCCCUCCGAAGAAAGAAACACGACCUCUAUCGACAAAAUGACAGCAACCAAACAAGGCAACGCAAACGGAGAAGACUGACAGAGCUCAAGAAUAAACUCAGAGAGAGGAUACUGCAGUACAACACCAUUGAUACCUGUACAGAGACAAUUGACACAGAAGCAGCAUGCAGUCUGUCUGAGGAUGUCAUUCUGCCCUGGGAAGCGCAAGGAGAUGUGGUGAACCUGCGCACAAAGAGGCGACUUUUUGACCAGGUUAUGCUGGUCAGGCGUAUGGAAGAGGAGAAAGUCAUCAUUGUGAAGGAGAUGACCCAGCAUUGUCAAAAUCUGAGGCAGGCACUGGACAAACUGGACCACCUCCUUCAUCAGACAAAAGACGACAUCAGGAACCAAAUUUCUCCAAGCGAUAUAACAGAAGAGGGAUACAGGGGACUGCACUGCUGUCUUUUACACCAUCAAUAUCUUCUGGAGCAGAAACUGAGCAGAGUCACCAGCACCUACAGCUGUAUUGGCACGGACUCGUCUUUUCUCAUGAUGGAGGAAGACAUUGAAGACGGUGAUGAGGACAACGAACAGGACGGUGAUGAGGACAACGAACAGGACGGUGAUGAGGACAACGAACACGACGGUGAUGAGGACAACAAACAGGAAGGUGAUGAGGACAACGAACAGGACGGUGAUGAGGAUAACAAACACGACGGUGAUGAGGAUAACAAACAGGAAGGUGAUGAGGACAACGAACAGGACGGUGAUGAGGAUAACAAACAGGAAGGUGAUGAGGACAACGAACAGGACGGUGAUGAGGACAACGAACACGACGGUGAUGAGGACAACAAACAGGAAGGUGAUGAGGACAACGAACAGGACGGUGAUGAGGAUAACAAACACGACGGUGAUGAGGAUAACAAACAGGAAGGUGAUGAGGACAACAAACAGGACGGUGAUGAGGACAACGAACACGACGGUGAUGAGGACAACAAACAGGACAACGAACAGGACUUAACAAGUCUAUUGUAUUGUGUUGUAUGCAUGUGAACGUAUUAAAACGAGUAUUACGAUUUAA